Haplochromis burtoni (Burton's mouthbrooder) is the source of this 3397-nucleotide messenger RNA. RefSeq names its product stonustoxin subunit alpha-like. Gene Ontology annotation, molecular function: protein binding. NCBI's taxonomy places the organism in Eukaryota, Metazoa, Chordata, Actinopteri, Cichliformes, Cichlidae. Bases 2459 to 3289 code for a protein of 276 amino acids. The record is from RefSeq and is a predicted model, not a curated record. The transcript is spliced from 2 exons.
AAUCCCUGCUCAGCGGUUGAAACAAAUUAAUAAUGCUGGAAUAUCUUUAAAUAAAGCAUUCUUAUAAGGUAGAACAGCCACUGCCGGGAAUAGCAGAACAAUUUGUACACUGUCAUAUGGUGGACUACAGAGAGAGUUCUACUUUUCUAAGUAUUUAAGUAAUGGUUUCCAGUGAGUAAAAAAAAAAAAAAAUCUAUUGGAUGAGCCUCUGAUGGAGAAUUUUAUCUUCUCCAAUUUUAAGAUUCCUAAGAUAUCCUGUAACCACACUUUAAUUAAUGGUGGCUGAGAUGAUUUCCACAACAACAAAAUUCUUUUUCUAGCGAUGAGAGAAGCAAAGGCAAUAAGGUUAUUUUGAAUAGUUGUAGUAUGAAGGUUAUUUGGUGGUUUUCCAAAUAUAGCGAUAUGUGGAGUCGGAAUCAAUUUUAUACCCAAUAUAUCUGAAAUUAUUUUGAAGAAUUGAUGCCAAAAUUCAGACAACCUAGGGCACACCCAGGACAUAUGAGUAAGAUUGCAAGGUAUCUGUGAGCAUCUGUUACAUUUAUCAUCAAAUUUAUCUGGGUAAAAUGUUGACAGUUUUUCUUUACAGUAGUGUAAUCUGUGGAAAAUUUUAAAUUGUAUUAAUGAAAGUCUGGCACAACUACAAGACAAAUUAAUGGCCCCUACCGCUCCAUCCCACAACAACUCAGAAAAACUCAUAUGGAGUUCUGACUCCCAUUUCAUCUUGGUACUGUUUUAAAGAGAUUCACUAGGUGGAGAAGCUAGUUUUUACCCUUUAACAAGGUUUUGGCUCUGAGAACCAAGUCUAUUCCACUGGAAGUUGGGAUUUCUAGAAAUAAGGUUGAACAUUUCUUUGCAAAAUUUCGCACCUGGAAGUACUGAAUAAAAUCGGAUUUAAUGAAAUUAAAGCGAGUAACUAGUUCGUUAAAACUUGCAAAAACCUCAUUUACGUAUAGAUCAUCAGUACCAAGUCCUUUAUGUUCUAAAACAGAGAAUCUUAAAUCAAUCUUUGCUGGAACAAAUAAGUGAUUGUUGCAGAUCGGGGUUGCAAGAGGGAGGGUGAGCCAACCAAAGUGUCAAAUUUUUAAUGUUUCAGUAACAACUGGGUUGGAAGACCGGUUUAAUAGGGAUGAUUGUGAGGUAUCACAUGCUAAAGCAAGUAAUGACGAGGAACAGGAGGCUGCUUCACUCUGGCACCAAUUAGUAUAGGGAGACGUACACCACAAUAAUGUAUUAUACGUGUUAGAUGCCCAAUAACACAGCUUUAUUGCUGGAGGGAAAUGGCGAAACAAACUGAUAAGAAACUACACUGGGAAGCAAUACACUAGCACACAGAGAAGCACAUGGCCAUGAAUGAGGGAGAAUGCGACACUGAACAGAGGGAGACGCGGACAUAAAUACACACAGAUUUAACGAGGGAGGUGGGAGCACACGGGGAACACAGCUGACACAGAUAAUCAUAACGAGACAGGGCAGGAGCAACACAACAUGACACAUACUGACGGGAGACUGUCAAAGUAAAACAGGAAGUACACAGAGGCGCAGACAGGAGGAGAGAGGGAGCACAGGGAGAGCACAGACAUAACGGGCUGGGGAAAACGUGGAAUAAAACACGAGGGGAAACGAGGGCUCACAGAUACACAGAGGGGCACACAGGGGGUAAAAGUCACAAAGGGAAGUCAAAUAAGGAACAAAAUUCAAAAAUACAUGAAACUAAGAAUGCUGGGCCAACAUGGCCCAGGAUCAUGACACCUCCAGCUGAUCUUUCCCCAUAAAGAAGCGAGCGACUAGCCCUUGGACGUUUACCGGACCAAAUAAAUGAUGAAAUAGUGUCAUUUAUAGUUCUGAAAUAAUUAGACAGACAAAUGGGCAAACUUUGAAAUACAUAUAGAUAUCUAGGUAAUGCAUUCAUUUUAACAUGCAUUAACGUCUAAGGUGCACCAUCAACACUAAACACAAACAUGAAAGCAAUGUUAUGUGAUUUGAUUAUUUUCAUUUUAUGUGCACAUAAUUUCAUCUGCCAAGAUCUAGAUCACCAGGUGGGAGAAUGCCCUACAAUUAAAUGCUGAAAAUGUCGUGAUUUGGGCCAUAAGGCUAAAGACUGUCAUAAUGAAAGUGAACGCUUCCUCUGUGGUGUGAAAGGGCACACAUUCUUUAAAUGCCACAAGUCCUUUGUUAACAUACUGAAAUCCUCCAAACAACCUCGACCCUCAGACACUUUCCUUCUUUGGAGGAACCUUCCCAACCAAUGGAUGCCACUGCGACUGUCCAAGAGACAGUAGAUUACCCUUCUCCACCGAUACCGGCCUCACAGUCACUUCUGGUUUCGUUUGGAUCAGACAACCCACAAAUGGAUGAUCAAAAAACUCAAGAUGAGUUACCACUUCCCCUAUCACAAUCAAGUGAAAAAAAGACGAAAGUGAUGAAGAGCUGGAUGGUAACCUGGUCAUAGAAACAUCUUAUGGUGAGAACAAGAGUGAUAGCGAUGAGGAGGAGCUUGACAGCGAGAAUACAUCUGAUAGUAACGGAGAUAACAAAGAUCUUGGAUCCUUCCCUCUCACAGAGGCGGCCUCUCUGGCAAUUGCUGCGCUGCCUGAGGAAACGGAAGGAAAAAGGAAGACCUUCUUCAGUGGAAGUCACCCGGCCCUCGAUGAGCUUCUCAACGAGAGUAUGGGAGGAGGCAGGAAAAGGAGUGUUUCUGCCUCUAGCUGUGGAAGAGACAAGCAAAAGGACAAUAGACCAAGUCCUCCAUUUAUGUGAUCUGACGCUGGAUCCAAACACAGCACACAGGAACCUCAAACUGUCUGACGACAAGAAGGAGGUGACACACGUGAAAGAAGACCAGCUGUAUCCUCAUCAUGAUCAUAGGUUUGAUCCGUGGCCUCAGCUGCUGUGUACCAACAGUCUAAGUGGUCGCUGUUACUGGGAGGUUGAGUGGAGUGGAGAGGUUCAUGUUGCUGUAGCUUAUGGAGGAAUCAGAAGGAGAGGAGAAGAGGAUGAAAGCAGGUUUGGAAGGACUUACCAAUCCUGGAGUCUCUACUGUCGUGAUAAUACAGGUCACUAUGGAAAUCAUGAUUACAUUGGAAGAGCCAUCCCUCUUCUCCCUUCAGCUCUCUCUCACAAAGUAGCAGUGUAUGUGGACUGCUCUGCAGGAACUGUGUCCUUUUACAGCGUCUCCUCUGAUAAACUGAUCCACCUGCACACCUUCAACACCACCUUCACUGAACCUGUAUAUGCCGGGUUUAGAGUGAAGCCUGACUCUAGUAUCCACCUCUGUGCUGACUCAGAAUAAUGAACUUACUGUGGUGUUUCAUACUUUUUCGCACUUAACUAUUGUAAAUGUUAAAUCUAUCAGGCAAAUUGUCUCAUACAUUGUGCAUAUAUUAGUUUGAUUUGCAGU